AUCCAGCAUCUCCCACCGAAGCCUUCUAAAUUAUAUUUGUCUCUUUUUAAGCCUACCUUCCUCCUUCACUCUCUCUCAUGGCAUCUCGCAGGCAAAUUGCUGCCAUGAAGCAAUCCCUCUUCGACCAGGGAUAUCUGGAUGAACAGUUCAUUCAGCUCGAGGAACUGCAGGAUGAUGCCAACCCUAACUUUGUUGAAGAAAUUGUCACUCUUUACUACCGCGAUUCUUCAAGACUUGUAUCAAACAUAGAGCAAGCAUUGGAGAGGAACCCACUGGAAUUUAACAGGCUAGACUCUAUGAUGCAACAGUUCAAAGGAAGCAGCUCAAGCAUCGGAGCCAAAAAGGUGAAAGCAGAGUGCACCCUGUUUAGGGAAUAUUGCAGGGCUGGAAAUGCCGAGGGAUGCAAGAGGAGCUUCCAACAGCUGAAGAGAGAAUAUGCCACACUGAGAAAGAAACUUGAAGCUUAUUUUCAGCAAGCAAGGCAAGCUGGGCCCUUUGAGGCAGCAUGUCGCCCCAAGUAAAGGCUGAUUUGAUAAAAAUGCAAUCUUUGAGACAAACGUAGUUGGUGGAUCUUGAGACUGAGAGUACAUAUUCACCUCACAAGAAAAAAGAAGGAAAGGCUCUAGUGGGUUUGGGGAUGAUACUUUGCUUCCAAAUAUCAGUUUUGUUUUUCCAAGUUGAAUAUGUAAUGCCCUGAAUUUUGCUUUCUAUAGUGUAACUACUAAUGAACCGCAUUGAUCAAAUUUGAGUAGCUUCAGGAUCCAAAUUGAUGAGUACUAGAGUCAAAGUAGUAUAACAGUGAUGAGCACAGAGAGUGAACAAGAAUAAAUUAGAUUCCUACACUGUUGCCUUAUAUAGAAAGAAUAAUGUAAAAUAAUCAUACUAUAUGAUAUCAGUUCUUUUGGCCAA
Messenger RNA from Prosopis cineraria, 909 nucleotides. Its product is annotated as histidine-containing phosphotransfer protein 4. Gene Ontology annotation, cellular component: cytoplasm; nucleus. The transcript is spliced from 6 exons. Gene Ontology annotation, molecular function: histidine phosphotransfer kinase activity; protein histidine kinase binding. Gene Ontology annotation, biological process: phosphorelay signal transduction system; cytokinin-activated signaling pathway; phosphorylation. Bases 78 to 521 code for a protein of 147 amino acids. NCBI's taxonomy places the organism in Eukaryota, Viridiplantae, Streptophyta, Magnoliopsida, Fabales, Fabaceae. The record is from RefSeq and is a predicted model, not a curated record.